UACUUGUUUCACGAGGCAGUAGCAGCCGUUUCUACAUUUGCCUUCACUAAAUAACUUUAAAGUCACUGUUCAGUGUUCUCUAGUAGUUGCAGUUGCAGUACUAAAUAAUAAAUAUCACAUGAGUUCAAAUCUUGAAUAGUUCGAGAGCUUUAUUACAUAACUGAGUGGUUUCCACUUUCCAGUGAUAAUAAAAUAUCUUAUCUAUUAAUUAGUUAGUAUUAGCCAUGUCUGUGUCAAUACGCAUUGUUAUUACUGCAUUUUGUUUCCAUCUCCUUCUCUUGCUUGUUAACUCAUCAGAUAUGGAUCCCUACAAAGCACUCCACAUAAUCUUAAACCAUGACGGCACCCUCACGCGCUUACAAACACCUCCACAAAGCCAACCCUCACCCGAUCCCAAUCUCCCCACACCCGCUCUCUCCAAAGACCUCCCCAUCAACAAAUUGAAACACACUUGGGCUCGGAUCUACCUACCUCACAAAACACACUCCAAGCUACCCCUCAUUGUUUUCUACCACGGCGGUGGCUUCAUUUUCUACAGCGCAGCUUCUACUUAUUUUCACGAUUUCUGCGCCAACCUCGCCAACCAAACCCAAUCCGUCGUCGUUUCACUCGAAUACCGCCUCGCUCCAGAACAUCGUCUACCCGCGGCGUAUGAAGACUCCGUGGAAGUGCUUCACUGGAUCAAAUCCUCCAACGACCCGUGGUUGACACGCCACGUGGAUUACUCUCGUUGUUAUCUCAUGGGGGAAAGUGCCGGGGGUAAUAUUGCCUACACCGCGGGUCUACGUGCGGCUGCAAUUGUUGAUCAGAUUAAACCGCUUAACAUCAAAGGGCUGAUAUUGAUUCAACCGUUUUUUGGUGGGACCAAGAGGACUCCAUCUGAGAUUAGACUCGAGAAGGAUUGGAAUCUGCCUUUGGUCGUUACUGAUUUAAUGUGGAAUUUGUCGUUGCCUGUAGGAGCUAAUCGUGACCAUGAGUAUUCUAAUCCGACGGUGAAUGGUGGUGCUAAGGUUUUGGAUCAGAUAAGGUUGUUUGGGUGGAAGGUUGGGGUGUUUGGGUGUGAUGGGGAUCAACUUGUGGAUCGUCAGAGGGAAUUGCUGAAGUUGCUUGAGGACAAAAGUGUCAAUGUGGUGGGACAAUUUUACACUGGAGGUCGACAUGGCAUUUUCAUUGGCGAUCCUUCCAUGUCUCAAAAGGUGUUUCAUUUAGUGAAGAGUUUCUAUUCAUGAAUGAUGACUCAUCUGCUCAAUACUUUGUCCCGUACUAGUUUGCUUCAUGUAAUAUGUUAGUCUUAUUAUCCAUCAAUAUGAAAAUAAUUUUUAAGUUUUGAGGGGGUUUUAUGCAAGGAUUCUCGUAAAUUAAUAUCGUUAAUAUUUUAAUUUCUAUGCGA
This is a messenger RNA of Cicer arietinum (chickpea), 1390 nucleotides long. Its product is annotated as carboxylesterase 1-like. NCBI's taxonomy places the organism in Eukaryota, Viridiplantae, Streptophyta, Magnoliopsida, Fabales, Fabaceae. The record is from RefSeq and is a predicted model, not a curated record. Gene Ontology annotation, molecular function: hydrolase activity.